CACAGCGUGGCCAGGACUCCCUACCCCUCUGGGGAUGCUGCCGGGUAGAGGGUGCCAGGGAGGCAGGCAGGAGGCAGGCAGGAGGCCAGCUGCCCGCACUCUGCUGACAUUCGCAGUUAGCAGUUGGCGUCCUUGAGGGGAGCAAGCGCUGACAGAAGAGACCAGGUUCUCUUUAAGGGGGCAGGACUCCGGGAGCAUGAUGAAGGCAAGAGUGAGCUUCUCCCUCUGCCUUCCACCUUCCCUUCCCUGCCUGCUGCUUCCCUGCCUUCAUGCUCCCGGAUGGGGACCCGGGCUCCCUGCCCUCCCCUUUGCCUUUCCCAACUCUGGGUACUGAGCAGGGAUGAAGGCAGGAGCUGGGUGCUGGGAUGGGAGGCAGAGCGAGGGGAGGAGGAGGGGAGGAAGGGGAGGGAGAGGGGGAGGAUCUGCUAAUUACACAGAACAGCUCUGGGGGCUGCUGAAGUCCAGAAUGAAGCAAAGAGCAGCAGAAGCAAGUGCUGCAGUGGGAGCGGAGCAGCUCAAGCAUCACCAGGAGCCAGAGCUGGCUGUCGUCCCUGCUGGGAGCAACCGGGGGCACCCAGGGGACCUUGCAGCCCCUGGGGGACAGACUCCAGCACAGCCACCGACCCACUGCCAGCUCCUCCACAGCUAGCCCCAGGUGAGCAGAGGGGAAAGGGCUGGUGGUCCCAGGGAUGCAGCGUUAAACUCAGCCCUCCUGUGGGCUGGGCUGGAGGGCAGUGGAGUCAGGCCUGCCAUGGUCCUGGGGGGCUAAGAGCCUGAGCAGUUCCAUCGGGAAGAGGUGAAGGAUGACUGCUGAAGGAGGGACAGCCAAGCCUGUUACCCAGUCCAGGAUGGAGAACUUCCGAAAGGUGAGGACGUCAGAGGAGGAGAGCCCACUGCCCUUCACCGACCUGCCCCCAGACGUGGUGGAGAUGAAAGUGAAGGAGGGCAGCAAGAUCAGGAACCUGAUGAACUUCGCCAUGGCCCAGAUGGAGCUGAAGGGCAGCCGGCAGAUCGUCUUCAGUGGUUGUGGCAGGGCGGUCACCAAGACCAUCACCUGCGUGGAGAUCAUGAAACGGAAGCUGGGAGGUCUUCACCAGGUCACCAAGGUACGCUACAAAACCUUGCUGGAGGUCUGGGAGAACCAGGACCCACUGCCUGGUGGCCCAGCGCAGAACCUGACUGUCCACAAGAAUGUCCCCUCCAUCUGCAUCCUGCUCUCCCGAGACCCCCUGGAUCCCAACCAGACAGGCUACCAGCCCCCGGAGCCCUGGCACGGGCUGGGGACAGAGCUCGGCAAGGCAGGAGAUGACACGUCGAGCUCCUCCACCAAGGGGCUGAAGCGGCCCCUGCCACCUCCCUGUGAGGAGCUGCUGACCAAGAAGUUGCAGGUACAGGUACCUGACAGCCCGAGGGGCUCGGGACCACCGACCUCCAGCCAGACCACCACCACUGACCCCACCACCUCCCACCCCGACCAGCUGUAUGCCAGCUAUAUGUGCAGGAGUAUGCCCUCUAUAUAGGCAGGCGAUUGUAUGCUGGAGGAACUCCGGGUUAUUUUUUUUUAGCUGCUUUGCUGUGGAUAAAGGCAGUGGGAAGCCUGUGUCAUGCUUGCUCCGGGGUCACCAGUGUGCUGCAGCCCCCCCGCAGCGUGUCCCCACUCGCUGCUACUGCUCCAGCUGAGCCCCGUGCAUGGCGGCUUGCUGCUGGGGGGGGGUGUACCUUGUGUACUUGGGGUGAGGGUUAAAGGGUUAAACCUAACCAGCUCUUGGUUAUGGACUGAAGCAGGGGAGAAUGUGUCGGGGCAAGCUGCUGACCCCAAAUUUGGCCACCCAGAGGCAAUGCCACCACCAGCCACCUUUCUGCAGUCACUCCAGGGAGCCAGAGCACCCGUUGCCGUUCACCGAGCGGUGCCGGACCAGGGAACGUGGCUGCACAUCGUCGCUCCCCAUUGUGAUUUACCAGCCAUCAGGAGAGAUGGUUUUGCCCCAAGCCUGUUGGAGUAAUACCUUCAUUAUCAAAACUGCUGCAAUUACGCCUGGCAAGGAGCUGUCAGGUUUAUUAAUGCCGGGCUCAGCGCCCCGCAGCACCAUGAUUCAUCCCCGAUAAAACACACAAACAAGCAGACGGGUUGCUCCCUCCCUGUGCCCACGGAGCCAAGCACUGCGCUGCCUGUCUGUGGGACAGCAGAAGAAAAUAAAACAACCCUUCUUCUUCUUCUUCCCGCAUCAGAUAUUCUGGUCUUUGCUCUCCUGGAGGUGUUUGUAGUCUGGAGCUGGGGUGAAGCCCUGACAUCACGAGCUGGGGGCAGUGGGAGUGUUAGGUGGGUUGUUGUCGUGGCUGGAUGUGGUGCUCGGCGCAGGUUGUGGGCUCGGCUGCAGAGCCCUUGCCGCGGGCUGGCUCCCUGGGAAAGCCCUUUGGAACAAAAUCCCUGCUUCUUCCAGGGGGUAAGGGGAAAUGAACAGAAAAUAAAAGCUCUUUAGAAAUAGUUGAAAUAAGUCUAUGGGAAAAUGGGGGGAUCACCUUGGCUGCCGACCACGGCACAGAUCACAGUGAGGGCCGCUACUGAUCCAGGACAAGGGAUCCCAGCCAAAUCCCGUCCCUUUCUGGAAUGGGACCAGGAUGGGGGUCUCCUAUGUGCCCUGGCAGCAGCCUGGCCCCCACUGGCAUGGCAGAGCCUGGCAAAGCCCCUGUGUCAGCCCCUCAGGCCAGCACAGCAGGGACCAGGGUGAUGUGGGGAGGGCAGGGGAUGGGUUAUGGGAGGCUGAGCAAGCCCCAAUCCACUUGGUUCCCCUCGAUCCAGCCCAGGCAGCCCCCAGGGGCACCGUGGGAUGAAUUAAAUUGGUAUUAAUAAGCAUUUGCUUCCCAAAAGCCAGCCGGGAGGGAUGCUCUGGCUGCAGCCGCGUUAUCUCCCCACCUCGCUCCCGCUCUCCGCAACGACAAGCGUCCCCUCUUUUGUCAAGGGCUUGCUUGGCAAGUGCUUUGCUUGGCUGGGAGCAGGAAUGAAAGGAGACCAGGGAACGACGAGGAGGAGGAAGCAGGGGUCUGUUUUGUUUCGUGAUGACCUUGUUAUCUCCCUCAGCAGGCAGCUGUUCCUCCGGGCCAGAGGCUUGCCCUUAUCUGUCCUGCUGCAGAUUGAUUCACUUCACUUAUCUGCCACUAUGUAGUUGAAUAUUAAUUUUCAAUUGUAAUUUUUAAAUUAUUUUUUUGGUGGUUUGGGGCUGAGAAAGCUUUGGGCUCUGUCCCAUCCAGUGACCGCUCUUCCCCAGUCUCCUCUCACCAGUGCAGCCACCAUUCUGGUUCAACCCUCUGCCCUACACGCGAGCCAGAGCACCAGGUACAGGCUCUUAGCCCAUAUGUGCUAAAAAUCAUGCUAAUACAUAAACCCCUCUGUAAAUGCUCUGAUCGAAGCCUAAAGACUGUCACAGCCACACAGCCGAGAACUAACAGUCCUUCACCUCCACAACCCUGCCCCACUGCUGCUGUCUGACAUUGCUCCCAGCAAGGAGAGAAAAAACCCCAAAUCACUCAUUUCUCAUUAUUCCAUUAAUGCGCAAAAUUAUUUUUAAUUGAUUCUAUAUGCAGGCAGUUUCCAAUCUUGGAGGCAACAGGAGCCUGGGGAUUUUGUACUCCUUGCUUUGCUAGCUGUGGACCAAGUAUUUC
Falco peregrinus (peregrine falcon) is the source of this 3660-nucleotide messenger RNA. It is a transcript of the gene RPP25, whose product is annotated as ribonuclease P and MRP subunit p25. Gene Ontology annotation, molecular function: RNA binding. Gene Ontology annotation, biological process: tRNA 5'-leader removal. Lineage: Eukaryota; Metazoa; Chordata; Aves; Falconiformes; Falconidae. The coding region runs from base 804 to 1520 and encodes 238 amino acids. The transcript has a single exon. Gene Ontology annotation, cellular component: ribonuclease MRP complex. The record is from RefSeq and is a predicted model, not a curated record.